This is a messenger RNA of Medioppia subpectinata, 933 nucleotides long. NCBI's taxonomy places the organism in Eukaryota, Metazoa, Arthropoda, Arachnida, Sarcoptiformes, Oppiidae. The record is from the annotation of a GenBank genome assembly.
AUGUGGUCACACGCGUGGACACGAUGUUCACGAUAUAUCGAUGACAAUAUCACUAACUUAUCGAUGCCGUCCUCUUCUGCGAGUUCGGUGUCGGACAACGAGUUUGAGAAGAAGAAGGGUUGGGAUGAGAAGGAGUACGACUCGGAUGGCAACGAGUUGUAUGUCGUGGAGAGGAUCUGCGACAAGAGGAUGAUGAAAGACCCGGACAACAGGAACUCCAAGAUAUGGAUGUAUCACUUGAAGUGGAAGGGCUAUGGAGAGGGCGAGAAGACGUGGGAACCCAAGAGCAAUAUGGACUGUCCGGACCUCUUGGAAGAGUUCGAGAAGGAGUGGAAAGUAAAGCAGGAGAAGGAGAGGAAGCGGAAGGAGAGAGAGGAGCGCGAAGAAGAGCUGCGGCGCUCCGAGAAGUACCUCAAACACAACAAAGACAAGCAUAAGUCGCCGAAAGCGGGCCGUCGCUCGUCCUUUGACUCGGAUUACGAUACGAGCAAACCGUCGGGAAGUGGUGUCUCACGCGAUGACAUCCGAAAGUUCGAUAAGAAGAAGAAACGGUCGCACAGUUCGGACAGCGAUUCCGAAGCCGACCGCAAGAAGAGGAAGCACUCGAUGUCGACGCCGAAGUCUUCGAAGAAGAUUAGCAAAAAGGAUUCGGACAGCGAUUCAGACGGCGAUAAGAAACGAAAGAAGAAGGUCGAGGAGGAGAAGCGCAAGAAGAAGGUCGCGUCCGACUCGGACUCCGAUUCUGACGCCAAGUCUAAGGCCAAGAAGACUGAAUCGGAGCCCAAGAAGUUUGAGAGCGAAGCCGAGAAGAAGAUAAUGUCUAAACCCGGACCCAAACGGGCGAAAGAGGCGGCGCUUAAGAAACUGAAGGAAAUGGAGACNAGACUGAAUCGGAGCCCAAGAAGUUUGAGAGCGAAGCCGAGAAGAAGAUAA